Messenger RNA from Carassius auratus (goldfish), 4257 nucleotides. RefSeq names its product TANK-binding kinase 1-binding protein 1-like. Bases 179 to 2074 code for a protein of 631 amino acids. Lineage: Eukaryota; Metazoa; Chordata; Actinopteri; Cypriniformes; Cyprinidae. The record is from RefSeq and is a predicted model, not a curated record. Gene Ontology annotation, cellular component: cytoplasm. The transcript is spliced from 10 exons.
CAGUGGCGCUCAAACUCUCUCUGAUCCCUCACUGAGAGCAUCUGAACCAACAACAGCAGCGAAGAGCAGCAGGCACCCGCUUCAUACAAUUACCCAGCACUUCUUGGGUGCCUGGUCCUUCACUGAAGACAUGUCAGCAAAGGACGGACCUAUGACACACCGUUGAGGAUCAGGAGUCAUGGAGUCUCUCUUCGGGGGCCAGUUAGGCUUGCUGGGGGGUAAUGAGGGUCUGAAAGAAGAUGGCUGUGGGGUGGGCUGGUCGAAUUCUCCCUUAUCAGAAGACAUGUACUCUGCCUCCCAUUUCGCCCUCAUCAGCGCCUACCAGGACAUUAAGACUCGACUGGCCGGCCUUGAGCGAGAAAAUGCAGACAUCAAAAGAAAACUCAAGAUUUAUGAGAUAAAGUUUCCCAUGAUAAGCGAGUUUGGAGAUGAAAGAAACUCCUACUGCUCCUUCGAGCCCAAAGACACAGUGCUGCUCCAGUCAGAGAAUGGAAGUCUCCAACAGAGAGUCAACAUGCUGACCCUCGAGCUUCAGAAGAGCAAAGAGCGAGAGGAGCAGCUUGAAGAUGUCAUUCAGGCCUAUGAAAAAAUCCACAUGGAGAAGUCCAGCCUUCAGCGAGACCUAGACAAGAUGACAUCUCUGGUGGAGAAACAUGUUGAGCGGAUUCACAGUUUGGAGGGGGCUCUGAGGCAGAGGGAGAGCUCACUACACAAACUCAACACACAGCUGCACAACAAAGACAUGCAGUAUCUGCAACUACACAGCCCUGACUCACAUAUGCUAGACUGCCCCAUGACCCUACAGAGCUCCCGAAGUCUGGACACCCUCUCUGACCUCAAACUGCAGCGUCUGGAGGCGGAGCUAGAGGGGGCAAGGCACGAGGCUCAGGGGGCGUGUCAGAGGGAGGAGGAGCUAAAAGCUGAAUGUGAGAGGUUAAGGGAAGAGCUGAGAGAACUGCAAAGCAACCAGAGGCAGAGGGAGGUGAGUUCCACAUGUGGACAGUGUGAUGUGGAGUGGAUAAAGAAAGUUGGAGAUGAACAAGUAAAUCUGGCUUUGGCCUAUACUGAACUAACAGAGGAGUUGGGCAAGUUACAGGCUUUGGCCUCGAAACAGACAGAUAUAUUGCGGAAAGUCUCACAGGAGCCGGCAAGCCCAGUUCAGCGCCACUCUCCUGUCCCUCACCAGAGGCAUUCUCCUAUUCCACAGCGACAUUCCCCAAUCCAACAGCGGCAUUCCCCCAUUCAACAGCGUCAUUCUCCUGUUCCCCAGCGGCGCUCCCCUGUUCUGCAGCGUCUCUCUCCGGACAUGCACCGUCGCUCACCUCUGCCUGAGCUCAGCGAUGGCCCUGCAUCCUAUUCCUGCAGGCCCACUUCCCACCACUUGAGGGCCAGUUUCCAGGGAAGACGCAGUUACUCUGAAGUAGCCGAUCCGUCGGCUUAUCAACGGCCCCCACGGUUCACUCUGGACCCGGUGUCCACUUUGCCGAAACCUCGACCAUAUGUCGACAGCUACCACAAGCAGCAGCAGCAGCAGCAGCAACAACAACAGCAACAUGGAGGAAGCCAGCACAUGUUAGUUCAAAGACAGAGCUCUCAGUCCGGGGUUGGAGGUGAUGGGGGAUUGGCUGAAUCUCCUCGGCUGACCAGGGAGCUGUCUUUCCACCACUCGGAUGUGUCCCACUUGCAUUUUGAACCUCAGCCAAGCCCUGCUCCUCUGCAUCCAUCCUCACAGCCUGCACAGUCCUCAGAGGAUGAGGAGGAGUGGUCCUGCCCUCAUCCCAUCAGUCCUCCACGAACACUGGGGGUGUCGAGCCCCUCAUCAAGCUCCAGAGGCCCCGCCUCUUGUUCUGCUUUCCCCAUUCCUUCCCGUCCCAACACCCUAAGCUGUCACCCACCUGGAUACCUGCACGCAGAGCACGCCCAGUCUUGGCCAUCCAUCAAUCUGUGGAUGGAGACGGAGGAGGAGGGUGACGUCAGGAGCUGCCCGCUGUGCCAGCUAAUCUUCCCUGUUGGUUACCCUGAUGAUGCCUUGAUCAAGCACAUUGACUCGCACCUGGAGAACAGCAAGAUCUGACACCCACAGCCACUCCAUGACCUUCUGUUGUUCCACAGUUACAUUCACUCUUUGCUCCUGGUAUUUUUAGCUGGGUGCCUUCAGACAGAAUGUAGGCAAUGCACCUGUGGCCAUUCUCAUAAUUUGGCUCAUAUAUCUAUAUAUCUUGCUGCUUUUCAACACAAAAAUCUUGAAAAAUUGUAACAUUCUUUUUUUUAACACUGUUUAUCAGCACUGACUGAGCAUAUUGCAAUAUUAAGGCUCUCAUUUCAGAUUUUAACUACAGUUCCCAUGACUAUUUGCAUUAUUUACACUUCAGUGUGGUCAUAUUAGACAUAUUUCAGCACUUUAUAUAAACAAUUAAUAUCCAGUUUACCUUUAUCAAUAUUACUAACACUGAGGCAAAAAGUAAAACCAUAUAGAUAUAAUUUAUUUUCUAAUACUUCAGGGUCUUACCCUUAAAUAUGUCUUAGUUUGGCAGGACUUCCCUUUAACGCGACUGGAUUAUUUGUAAUUAGCUGUAAAUUCACAAUCACAUCUAUUUUGUUUGUCUUCCGGGGCAUUUGGUUGUACAAAAAGGGACGUUUUGUUCUUUAAAAUAUUCUUAAAGAAUUUCCUCUCACAAUAUACAUAAUGAUUGCAGCUCUGUGCACACAGUUUUGGCCAACCACUGACAAAACACCAGUUACUGUUGUUUCUUAAGACAGUAACAGUGUGAUUUCCAUAGUACACAUAGACAGUGGAUGAUCAUUUGAUCAUUUUUAAUGUAAUUACUUAAGACAAAUUACUUUAACAAAAUAUAUUUGUUCUUCUGAUCACACCACAGAGCGUAAUCUUUUUUUUUUAUGUACUGUAAAUGUAUACCUGUAUUUAAAGCCUAUUAUAUGUAUUAACCUGUAAAUUGAGCUAUAUGUAAUAUAGAUGUGCAUUUUUCAAGCUUGGAUUAGAGCAAAUGGAUUGCUGAAGAUUAAAAGAAAACUACUGGAACUGCCAAUUCAACUUUUGUAUUGCUGUGAUAUAAAUGAUCACAGGCUGAGUGUUUAAUCAUAUUACUGUUCCCUAUUCUUCCAGGUGUACCUUAUAUUAUAUGUUAAAGUCUUCUUUGUAUUUUCCCUGAUUCUGCAGACUUUGUGUUAAUGAGGGCACUGGAUCUGCUACUAACCCAAAUACAGAUGAACUAAAAUGGGAAAGUAGCACAAAGAAGUAAUCACUGGUGCACAUGUGCAAAAUUACAACGCCAAAUGUAGUGAAAUGCAAAAUAAGAAGUUGUCUGCUAUCUAUCAAAUAACUGGUUGGAGGUUUCAUUCAAUUGGCCAUCUAAUUUUACGUGGUAAUUGCUAAUAUUCUGGAAAAUCCCAUUCCAGAUGAUGUAAAUAUAUGAAUUGUCUAUGAUGUCACCAUUCAAUAUAGUCUACAAGAAAUAAAAAAAAAAAAUACAAAAUAAAACAAGUGCAGAUAAACUGAAACGCCAUCAGUACAACCAAAGACACAGCCUGCUUGUUUUUUUAUUUUAUUUUUUCACAUGAUUGAUGGCCAAGUACCACUUCUGAAUAUUACACAGAAAUAUGGUGCAACUGGAACACAUGGAAAUGUUUAUUUUUAAUUAAUAGUGUGCAGACGUGGAUAGAUGCAGAUUAAGUGUAAAGAAAAUACAUUUCUGCAUAAUCACCCACAAGUUUCCAUAUAUAAAUAUAUAUAACUUGCCUUGCACCCUUGUCCAUGAACAUGCAGAGAAGCAAAGUAAAACUUCAGCCACUAUUCACAAAGAUUCACUCAGGAGUUAUUUAAAGAGCUAUUGAUGUUACCUUGCUCCUCAAAAAAGUGUUUUUCUUGUUAGUUUUUUUUCUGCAAAGGCAAAUUAGAAAACUGAAUGCUUUUCUGGAUGCUCUAUGACAAGUGUAUGAUCUUUCUUUUGCCCUGUAUUUUGGUGUGUGGUUUCUUUGUGAUAUUCUUUAAUAACUCAGGGGAUAAAGCUUUGUGAAUAUGGCUCCGUGACCAUACACAAUUAACUUCCACUGGGACAAUGUGAGAACCUGCUAAAUCUAUUGAAGAUCAAGACUCGAUUGACUAAUGGGGUAUCGAUAUUUUGUCAUACCAACAAGGUACUUUCCAGAAAGAAAGAGAAAAAAAAUGGGAAAAGACUUGAAAAUGAAUGCAUAUUGUGUCAAAAGAAUAUUCUGUAAAUUUUAUGAAAUAAACUGGAA